Kazachstania africana CBS 2517 is the source of this 4278-nucleotide messenger RNA. It is a transcript of the gene TOP2, whose product is annotated as DNA topoisomerase 2. The transcript has a single exon. Gene Ontology annotation, molecular function: DNA binding; ATP binding; DNA topoisomerase type II (double strand cut, ATP-hydrolyzing) activity. NCBI's taxonomy places the organism in Eukaryota, Fungi, Ascomycota, Saccharomycetes, Saccharomycetales, Saccharomycetaceae. The coding region runs from base 1 to 4278 and encodes 1425 amino acids. Gene Ontology annotation, biological process: resolution of meiotic recombination intermediates; sister chromatid segregation; DNA topological change. Gene Ontology annotation, cellular component: nucleus. The record is from RefSeq and is a predicted model, not a curated record.
AUGGCAUCUGAACAGAAAUCUGCCUCCGAGAAGUAUCAGAAGAUCUCUCAGCUGGAACAUAUCUUAAAGAGACCGGAUACCUACAUUGGUUCUAUCGAAGUGCAGGAGCAAGAGCAAUGGAUCUACGAUGAGACCACCGAUUGUAUGAUGGAGAAACAUGUCAAAAUUGUCCCUGGCCUAUUCAAAAUUUUUGAUGAGAUUUUGGUUAAUGCUGCUGAUAAUAAAGUUCGUGAUCCAACUAUGAAAAAGAUCGAUGUUACUAUUUCACCUGAUGAAAACCAAAUCGAGGUUAGAAAUGACGGAAAAGGUAUUCCCAUUGAAGUCCAUGAGAAAGAAAAGAUAUACAUUCCAGAAUUGAUUUUUGGCCAUCUUCUUACCUCAUCUAAUUAUGAUGACGAUGAGAAGAAGGUCACUGGUGGUAGAAACGGUUACGGUGCAAAAUUAUGUAAUAUUUUCUCCACCGAAUUCAUUCUAGAGACUGCUGAUCCUGAUACUGGUAAAAAGUAUGUCCAAAGGUGGGAGAACAAUAUGAAUGUCUGUCACCCUCCAAAGAUUACUUCCUAUAAGAAGGGACCAUCAUACACUAAAGUCACAUUCAAGCCUGAUUUGAGCAGGUUUAAUAUGGAAAAACUUGAUGACGAUAUUCUUGGGGUUAUGCGUCGACGUGUCUAUGAUAUCAAUGGGUCUGUUCGUGAUAUCAACGUUUACUUAAAUGGUAAAUCUUUGAAGAUUCGUAACUUUAAAAAUUAUGUUGAAUUAUAUCUAAAAUCAUUAGAAAAGAAAAGGUUGCUCGAUAAUGGCCAAGAUGCUACUGUUCAAAAUAAUAUUCCAACUAUUCUUCACGAAAGGGUGAGCGAUCGCUGGGAAGUUGCAUUUGCAGUCUCAGACAUCUCCUUUCAACAAAUUUCAUUUGUAAAUUCUAUUGCUACAACGUCUGGGGGUACCCAUGUCAAUUAUAUUACUGAUCAAAUCGUAAGAAAAGUUUCAGAUUUUUUAAAGAAGAAGAAAAAGAGUAUUAAACCUUUUCAAAUCAAGAAUAAUAUGUUUAUUUUCGUCAAUUGUUUAAUUGAAAAUCCAGCAUUUACAUCGCAAACGAAAGAGCAAUUGACUACAAGAGUUAAAGAUUUUGGGUCACGUUGUGACAUUAGUAAUGAAUACAUUAAUAAGAUCAUGAAAACUGAUUUAGCGACCAAAAUUUUUGAAAUUGCUGAUGAAAAUGCACAUAACGCAUUAAAGAAGUCUGAUGGUACCAGAAAAAGUAGAAUUACAGAAUAUCCAAAAUUAGAAGAUGCCAAUAAGGCUGGUACGAGGGAAGGUUACAAAUGUACGUUGGUUUUAACAGAGGGUGACUCUGCCCUGUCGCUGGCCGUUGCCGGUCUUGCUGUGGUGGGAAGAGAUUAUUAUGGUUGUUAUCCAUUACGUGGUAAAAUGCUGAAUGUUAGAGAAGCUAGUGCUGAUCAAAUUUUGAAGAAUGCUGAAAUUCAAGCCAUCAAAAAAAUUAUGGGUUUACAGCAUAAGAAAAAAUAUGAAGAUACGAAAUCUUUGAGGUACGGACAUCUUAUGAUCAUGACAGAUCAAGAUCAUGAUGGUUCCCAUAUUAAAGGUUUAAUCAUUAAUUUUAUAGAAAGCUCAUUUCCCGGUCUAUUGGAUAUACCUGGUUUCCUGGUGGAGUUUAUUACUCCAAUUGUGAAAGUUACCAUUACAAAACCACGUAGACAAACUAUUUCUUUCUAUAAUAUGCCAGACUAUGAAAAGUGGAGAGAAGAGGAAUCACAUAAAUAUACUUGGAAGCAAAAAUAUUAUAAGGGGUUAGGUACUUCUACUGGUCAAGAAGUCAAAGAAUAUUUUUCCGAUUUGGAUAGACAUCUGAAGAAGUUCCAUACUUUACAAGGAAACGAUAAGGAUUUGAUUGAUCUAGCAUUUUCAAAGAAAAAGGCCGAUGAUCGUAAAGAGUGGUUGAGACAAUAUGAGCCAGGUACAGUUCUGGAUCCACGCAUUAAUGAAAUUCCUAUUAGUGACUUCAUUAAUAAAGAACUCAUCCUUUUCUCAUUAGCAGAUAACAUUAGGUCUAUUCCAAAUGUAUUGGAUGGGUUUAAACCAGGUCAGAGAAAGGUAUUAUAUGGUUGUUUUAGACGUAAUUUGAGAUCUGAAAUUAAAGUUGCUCAAUUAGCACCCUAUGUCGGUGAAUGUACGGCUUAUCAUCAUGGUGAACAGUCAUUAGCUCAAACAAUUAUUAGUUUGGCCCAAAAUUUUGUGGGGUCUAACAAUAUUUAUCUUUUGAUGCCUAACGGUGCAUUCGGUACUAGAGCAACUGGUGGUAAAGAUGCAGCCGCUGCGAGAUAUAUUUUUACUGAAUUAAACAAACUUACCAGAAAAAUUUUCCACCCUGCUGAUGAUCCACUAUUUAAUUAUCUUCAGGAUGAUGAAAAAACAGUGGAGCCAGAAUGGUAUUUGCCAGUUAUACCGAUGCUUUUAGUCAACGGCUGUGAAGGUAUUGGUACCGGUUGGAGUACUAGUAUUCCACCCUUCAAUCCUGAAGAUAUUGUUAGAAAUAUCAAACAUCUAAUGAACAAUGAAGCUCUAGAGGAAAUGCAUCCGUGGUUUAGAGGCUGGGAUGGUACAAUAGAACAAACUGACCCUCAGCGUUAUAGGAUGUAUGGUAGAAUUGAACAAGUUGGUUCGAACACCUUAGAAAUUACAGAAUUGCCCGCCAGAACAUGGACAUCUACUAUCAAAGAAUAUUUAUUAUUAGGUUUGAGUGGUAGCGAUAAAAGCAAACCGUGGAUCAAAGACAUGGAAGAACAACAUGGUAGUACAAUUAAAUUUAUCAUCACUCUAACUGAUGAGGAGAUGGCAAAAACUAAAAAGGUUGGCUUUUACGAACGUUUCAAAUUAAUUUCUCCAAUGAGUUUGAUGAAUAUGGUGGCAUUUGACCCGUAUGGCAAAAUCAAGAAAUACGAGGCAGUCAAUGAAAUUCUGACAGACUAUUUUUAUGUCAGGUUGGAAUAUUAUCAGAAGAGAAAAGAUUACAUGAGCGAAAGACUCCAAUGGGAAGUUGAGAAGUAUUCAUAUCAAGUCAAGUUUAUCAAGAUGAUCAUAGAAAGAGAAUUGAUUGUAACCAACAAACCAAGAAAAACAAUUAUCCAGGAACUGGAAGCAUUUGGUUUUCCAAGAAUCAAUAAGGAAGGAAAACCAUACUAUGGAAAAACUGAAGAUGUCUCUGGUGCGCUUGAAGAGGAUGACGAAUCUUCUGAUGCUGAAGAACAUGACGCUGACUCUGAACAUCACACGGAAGGCACUGAGGUUAUUAACGGGCCAGAAGAAAUUUAUGGUAGUUAUGAAUAUUUGCUAGGUAUGAGAAUUUGGUCUCUAACCAAAGAAAAAUAUGAAAGAUUACUAAAGCAAAAGCAAGAAAAGGAAGUGGAAUUGGAAAUGUUACUGAAGCUCUCCGCAAAAGACAUUUGGAACACUGACCUUGAUGCAUUUAUGAAAGGAUAUAAAGAGUUCAUGGAAUUUGAUGAAGAAGUGCGUAAUGGUGAAGUUCCUGCUAAAGGAGGCAAAACUAAAGGUAAACGUAAGAGAAAGAAUGCAGAUGAUGAUGAUGAUGAGUUCGUUGUUGGCAAGACAGCUAAGAAAACCAAAGCGAAAAGACAAACAAAGAAGGCCAAACUUGAAGAAAAUUUCGAAAGAAUUCUGAUUGAACCUAAAGCAAUAGUAAAGCCAAAAAGAGCAGUUAAAAUUAAAAGUGAAAGUAAGGACACAUCUGUUUCUGCGACACCUACGCCAGUUGCGAUAAAGACGGAGGAUAAUAAAGAAGCCUUGAGUUCGAGUUCAUCAACAAUAUUUGACAAGAAGGUCACAAAGAGUAGUGACGACGCUUCCAGCAGCUUGAGCACAUUUUCCAGCAAAUUCAAGAAGAUCACAGAUAUGUUCGACAGCGUUGAAGAUACUUCAAGAAAUACUACACCCGAAUCUAUAAAAGAGGAUGAACCUAUCAAGAAGCCGGUUCCAAAAGCAGCUGUGAGUACUGUUGCUGUAAAGAAACGUGCACCAGCGAAGCGUAAAACUAUCGAGCUUUCAGAUGAGAGUGAUUUAGAAAUUUUAAGUGAAGAUGACGAUGAGGAGGAGAAAGUUAUACCAAGGCAAAGAUCUGCGAGAGCUUCUUCGCGCCCUAUGAAGAAUUAUACCCAAACUGUUGAAUUAUCCGACGACAGUUUCAUUGAUGAUGACGAUGUUGAAGUCAAUUCUGAUGCAUCAUUCAAUGAAGAUAUUGAUUAA